UGCUCAGCGAGUCCAAGACAGAGCGAAACCAGUCCAGCCCCUGCCCCAGCCCCGGCCCGGCCUGGGCCCCUUCGCUUGGCACAGAAUGGAAUCUGAGGAAGGGAUGCAUGAGAAUUUACGGCUUCAGUUUAAGGCUCUACAGGAACAGCAGCACAAGAGGUUACAAAGACAGCUGGAGAAAAAAAGGGAAAAACAUAUGAGCCUCAAAGGAGGUGGAAAUGACCCAAAGGCAACAUUUGGAAUCCAGAAUGAGCUAAACUUGCUUCGCGAGGGUGGGCAGCCAGCCAAGAAUACCUUCAGCCAAAGGUUGCUUGAAGAAGAGAUUGAACAGCUCCAUGAACAACUCAGAGAAAUUGUAGAUGAAAAUGGAAGAUUGUAUAAACUGGUAAAGGAAAAGGACUUUGAAAUAAAGCACCUCAAGAAGAAAAUAGAAGAAGAUCGAUGGGCUUUCACAGGGACCGCUGGUUUGGCCGGAGAUGUAAUCGCGACCAAGAUUGUGGAGCUGUCCAAGAAGAACCGAGACUUGACGGCUCAGACAGAAAGUGAAAAGACCAGAGUGAAACAACUGAACAACCGAGUUCGAGAUCUGGAGAGAGAACUACAGACAGCUUUGGCAAAGAUCCAGGCACAAGGAGGCCGAGAUUCAGUAACCAAGCAGUUCAACCCCAGGACAAUAGAAGGAAUCUUGGCCGAAAAUCCAGAGGUGAAAACUUUGCAAGACAAGCUGGCUUCAGCAAACUUUAAGAUGAUAGAAUAUCGCAACCAGAUCCAGACCAUCAAACAGGAGCUCAAAGUUGCACAGAAGGUUUUAGCAAGUGAGGUUGGGGAGGACGUCAACAUUCAGCAGCUGUUAUCCUCCCCCGGAACUUGGCGCGGUCGGGCCCAGCAGAUUCUUGUUUUGCAAAGCAAGAUUCGAGAGCUUGAGAAUCAAUUAGGUUCAAUCCGGAACCGUUCCAUUAAUAAUGAGGAGGAGAUGCCAAACCACUCAGAAACAAAGAAAUUUUCAGCCCAAGAGAAAAACCUGUUAAAGAUCCGUAACUUGGAGAAAGAAAAGAAGGAGGCAUUAGAGAGACUCACAUGUGAGAGAGAUACUCUCCAAAAAGAUCAUGAAGAACUAAAACGAAAAUGUGAUGGCAUAAAAUCCCGGAACAAAGUGUUAUCCAAUGAAGUUAAAACAUUUAAGAGCCAAAUUGCAACCCUGCUUGAGAAAGGCAAACAUGAUGAUGAGCUCAUAGAUGCUUUAAUGAGCCAGCUAAAGCAGCUACAAAAUAUCUUAAGUAAACUCAGCCACCAGGACGAAAAGGCCAAGGAGGCUCAGCAGAACAUGGGCCAACAGCUGACCAUGGAGGCGCAGAAGAACGACUGUAUUAUAGCCCAGCUCCGGAGGAUGGUGGCUGAACGAGAGGCCAAGGUCCAGGAGCUGGAAGAAGAAAUUGACCGUCUUACUCUUCAGCAUCUUCAGAACAAAGAUCUAAGUGAGGACUCUGAUUUAAUGGAUGGCAGCUCACUGUCUUCCAAGUUUAUCGAGGAGCCAAACUUUAACCUACUCAAACCUCCUGCAUCAGCCGGAGAUCACAUUGGGAGGGUCGGAGCUUCUCGAAUGGUGAGCAGCCUGGGGCACACUCUGGUGGAAUCUUCAAUCACUCAGCCCUCCCUCCCCAGCCCUAAUGUGUCACCUCGAAGGCCUUCCGAGAUGGACUCUGCCGAGCUGAAAAGGAGUCAGGGGCAGGUGGUGGAGUUCAAGAGCCUUUUACAGUCUGCUGAGGUGGAAAGGGACCGGCUCUCCGAGUUUGUCGCUGUCCUGCAGAAAAGGGUUGAUGAAGGGAACAAUAAACUUCUGGAGACUGACAAGAAGCUCCAGGAGGAGCGGCACAGAUGCGUAGUUUUGGAACAGCAGCUGGAAAAAACCAAAAUGGACACAGGCAAGGCCACAACUUCCCAGAAGUCGGCGACAAAGACCAAAGCAGGACUGCCUGCUAACAAUGCAAGACAUAACCUAAAUGUGAGUGAGAGGAGGGACCUGUCCUUGAGUCAGCUCUCAGAGGUGCCACUGGAGUCACAGGUAGAAGAGCUAACCACCAGACUUUUGAUCCAGGCCGAAGAGAACGAAGCCUUGAAAGCCACCAUGAACAACAUCCUGAAGGUGAAGGAGGAGGACUUCAGGUUAUACCAUGAGACCAUGAGCCAAGUGAAGCAGAUCUUCCUGCAGGCCCUGCGGCAACAACAAAUGUGAAAACAGGAAUAGCCAGCCCUUCGGUCAGCACCCGACCACGCAAGAAAGUGGGGAGGCAGAGUAGGACAGAUAAAAGCUGCACUGAGCAGGCCUCCAUCCUCCUGGCAGCCAGGACACUGCCAGGAUCUUCUCGCCCUCCAAUCACAUAGCCUCAGGUUUUGCUUGUCCGUUGGCAUCACUUGGAGAAUUGCAGAUGGAAAAGGAACAGGAUUCAGGGAUGGGGAUUGGGCCCUGGUCCACAUCCCCUUUCUGUGUGAUGGUGCCAUUAAAAAUGAGUAGUCCAAGGCAAAGUCAGUGAAGGCCUAAUCCCUCAGGGCGAGACUAUGACAAGCCAAGCGGUUUUGGAAUCCCAUCAUAGUAUGGGAAGAGCUCAUGAAGCACUUACUUCAUAAAACUCUAGGAUGCAUAAAAUUCAAGGUCAUCCUAUCCAAGAGGCUACAAUAACAGUAGCUUGUAUAAGAUGUUGGGAUCGUAGGAUUUUAAAGUGCACAGUGGCCUACGAGAUAAUGGAGUCCAAUCUCCUGUGACAGAAGAGGAAAUUGAGCCCCAGGGAGGGAA
Messenger RNA from Vombatus ursinus (common wombat), 2791 nucleotides. RefSeq names its product coiled-coil domain containing 13 (gene CCDC13). The coding region runs from base 86 to 2233 and encodes 715 amino acids. The transcript is spliced from 16 exons. Gene Ontology annotation, cellular component: centriolar satellite. The record is from RefSeq and is a predicted model, not a curated record. Lineage: Eukaryota; Metazoa; Chordata; Mammalia; Diprotodontia; Vombatidae. Gene Ontology annotation, biological process: cytoplasmic microtubule organization; non-motile cilium assembly.